Molecule: messenger RNA, 1422 nt
Organism: Bombus terrestris (buff-tailed bumblebee)
Lineage: Eukaryota; Metazoa; Arthropoda; Insecta; Hymenoptera; Apidae
Gene: sro
Product: estradiol 17-beta-dehydrogenase 2
Exons: 5
Coding region: 130-1281 (383 amino acids)
Molecular function (GO): oxidoreductase activity
Source: RefSeq, a predicted model, not a curated record
UUUUCUCUAUCUUUUUACAAGAAUUUUAUACAUACAAAUAAAGUAUAGAAAGACAUAGAAUUAACUUAUCCGAACAGUGCCACCUGAGAGGUGAAAUAUCUGUAAAUUUGAUACCGUAUUAAUUUUAAAAUGGGAUUAUUUGGAUAUAUCAAGAGGUACUCUGGGAUAUUCCUAGCAGAUGUAGCGACUUCGAUAGGCCUUUAUUAUUUAUGGAACAAGGGACAUAAGUACUUGGUUCCAACGGUGUCCUUGUGUGGUAUCGGUGUUUCUUACCUAUAUUGUCAUCUAAAAUCUCGAGACGAACUGACCUCGAAAGAUGUGGUUGUCAUAACUGGCUGCGGUUCAGGAUUAGGAUACAGUCUGGCUCUACAUUGCCGACAACUGGGGGCAACUGUAAUAGCGGGUGUAUUGCAAAUGGAAUCUCCCGCGGUUCAAAAACUAGAGGAUGAAGGGGUAAUUGUUUUCCCUUUAGAUCUCAUGGAACCGAAUAGCACUACAGGUUUCACGGAUUCCGUUCGUCGUACUAUAGCGGAAAAGAAAUUAGUGUUACGAUGUGUAAUCAAUAACGCAGCCGUGAUGGUCUUCGGCGAAUUCGAAUGGCAAACGUAUGGGCAGCUUAAGAAUCAGUUGGAAGUUAACUUUCUCGGUGCUCUGGUAGUCACACAAGAAUUGAUGCCGAUUAUCCGCGCCCAUUAUAGUCGGAUUAUUGUAGUCUCGAGCCACUGUAAGACGCAGCCAAUUCCAGGAGCUUCAGUUUAUAGUGGAACCAAGGCUGCUAUUAGCGCCUGGGCCAUUGCCCUUAGGGUGGAGUUGAAGAAGUAUGGCAUCAGAGUUGUUUGCGUCGUUCCUGGUAACCAAGGUUCCUUCAUUCGAGAGAGCAAUAUAUUUACUCGACAAGCUGAUCACUUUGAGGCGAUGAAGUGGGUAAUGCUCAAAGAGACACAAAACUUUUAUGGUGACUACUUAUAUAGAUAUAUGAAAUAUUUCACGUCCCUGGUGAAAAAUACAACUGUGCAAACGAUACGGGACGGUCGUAUCUAUGAAAUCUUCGAAGGCGCUAUUCUGGAUAGAUAUCCAUCGGCAACCUACAAGAAUGAAUCAUGGCGUUAUGCGAUUUACCAUACCUUGUUUACAAUCACACCAACCUUUUUGCGUGAUCGACUGGUCGAGAGGUUCGUACAUGCCCCUGCAUGGACGAAAGAGGAUGCUAAAAAGUCAGUGUCAUUCGCCCAGAAUGCGAUGGAUGGAUUGUAUGAUAGGUACAGCGAACGUGCUGUUUAAGAGAUCAAGUUGGGAAUAAAAAUGAAGUCCAGAGGAAAUCUUGAUCUCAAUGUUAAAAACAAAUGAAGAAAAUGAAAUUGUAAUAUGUUUUUUCGUAUAAAAGCAAAAAUAAAAUAUAAAAUAUUGCUAUUGUUAAAUUAA